GUGCUGAUUUGCUGUGUAACGUCCCGAGGCCGUAAUUAGAGACUCAUAACUCGGGUAACCAACAGCGGCGGGAAUAUGGAGUAUCUGAUUGGCAUUCAGGGCAAUGACUUCGUACUUGUGGCUGCGGACACAGUGUGUGCCAACAGCAUCAUUAAGAUGAAGCACGAUGUGGACAAGAUGUUUAAGAUGAGCGAGAAGAUCCUGCUGCUGUGUGUAGGAGAGGCAGGUGACACAGUCCAGUUUGCAGAGUACAUUCAAAAGAACGUGCAGUUGUACAAAAUGAGGAACGGCUAUGAGUUGUCUCCUACUGCAGCCGCAAACUUCACACGGAGAAAUCUGGCUGACUAUCUUCGCAGCAGGACCCCUUACCAUGUCAAUCUGCUGCUUGCUGGGUAUGAUGAACAUGACGGACCCUCGUUGUAUUACAUGGAUUACCUAGCAGCUCUAGCAAAAACGCGUUUUGCUGCACAUGGCUACGGGGCUUACCUAACCCUCAGUAUUCUGGAUCGCUACUACAAACCAGACCUGACAAGAGAGGACGCAGUAGAACUACUAAAGAAAUGUAUAGCAGAGCUCCAGAAGCGCUUUAUCCUGAGCCUGCCUUCCUUCACAGUGAGGGUCAUCGAUAAGGAUGGGAUCCAUGACUUGGAGACGAUUCCUGCUUCAGGCCUUUAACCUUACCUCUCCCUGACUCGCCUCCUCCUUUUUCUUUUUAUAUAUUAAGGUUAAUUUGUACCACUGUAUGAAACAAAUAAAUUACCCUGUGCAUUUGCAUGUGGGACUCCCAGGACA
Xenopus tropicalis (tropical clawed frog) is the source of this 792-nucleotide messenger RNA. RefSeq names its product proteasome subunit beta 2 (gene psmb2). NCBI's taxonomy places the organism in Eukaryota, Metazoa, Chordata, Amphibia, Anura, Pipidae. Gene Ontology annotation, biological process: protein catabolic process; proteasomal protein catabolic process. Gene Ontology annotation, cellular component: cytoplasm; nucleus; proteasome core complex. The transcript has 6 exons. The coding region runs from base 76 to 675 and encodes 199 amino acids. The record is from RefSeq and is marked provisional.